UUUGCUUCUAUAUUUAAACAUAGUCUCACCGCAAGCCUUUUACAACCUCAGGGAGACAGAAACCUUCUGUAGUGAGGCAGCUGGAACUCCAUGGAUCUUAUACAACUUCUCGGAACAACCAGACAACAAAGUUUAACACCGGCAGUAAGCAAGCGACCAGUAGUCCUGGGGUUCCGUCAUCACAACGGGAAUCGUUUGACAACCGACACAUCCGCCAGAUGCUCCACCAGCUCGCGCAGUCUUCCGGUAAGGGGGAUCUGCCAAAACCUCAGACUCCUGCGAGGGAGGCUGUUGUUGUUGACAUCGACAGUGCCAAAGACGGCGAAGGGCCGAAGCAGUUUCUACAGGACCCACACUCGAUGCAAACCGACGGUAACCCAACGGUAACCCAUAAGGAUCUCAGUAAACCUGCUGUCCAGCCCGGUCCUUCGGUAAAGGAGCAAGCAAACCCUUCAGCUAGUGACGAAGAAAGAGCGGAGUCCUCGGAAACCCUGCUCCAAGCGUUCUUUGGGAUGUCCUCCAUUGAUAAAAUGAUUAUCAGGUUACAAGAAAUCGAGGAAGAGCAAAUGAAAAUCCGUCACACCUGGUCGAAGCAUGUUUACCCAGCCACGUCAUUACAAAAGCCCCCAGCAUCAGCAAAUGGGGUUCAAGUUGGAACUGAGGCUCAAAGUAGGAAACAAUCCCCAGGAUGUCAGCAAAGUCUCACAUCUCCGAAAGCCAUCAUCUUCACCAAAGAAGAGACGAAGUCGACAGACCAGUCUAACCCAGCGUCUUCACACCUCUGUUCUGCGGCCAACAUGAUGCCAGCAGCGAUGCCGACAUCAUCACAGAGCCGUCUCUUUCUGCAGAAACACACCUUGGAUGCCGUGAAGAAGAACCGUGCUGCCUACCUGUUGUACCUGAAGAAUUCAGCGUAUUACCAGGCGGAAAACUUUGAUCCCUGGGAACUCACCGAGAAAAUCGCCGACGCCGUUACCUCGGACUGCGUCACGGACGUCCUCGGAGAAUUCCAGCAACUCAGCGACGACGUCAUCCAACAGAUAUACGAAGACGAAUUCGCUUGUGGAGCACGCUCCGAACUCUGAACUCUAAAACCUGUGUGAUCCUCUUCGCAGUCCCAGUGGCCUGUGCAUGUUUUUGUUUGGCUCUUUGAACUCAUUGUUGUUGUUAUUGUUGUUGUUGUUGUUGUUGUUGUUGUUGUUGUUAUAUUCGAGGUCAGCUCUGACCCCCCCCCCACAAAGGCCUAUGAUCAAAAUUGUUCCUCCCGUGACCACCCUGUCUUGUUUUCAUGCAUAGUGCAUCUAGGACUACAUUAUCCUAUGCGCCCUUUCUUGUUUCACCCCAGGCCAGGCCUGACCCAGUAAAUCUAUGAUCAAAGAUGUUCCAGAUGUGACCAUCCUGUCUUUUAUUCAGGCAUAGUGCAUCUAGGACUACAUUAUCCUAUGCGCCCUUUCUUGUUUCACCCCAGGCCAGGCCUGACCCAGUAAAUCUAUGAUCAAAGAUGUUCCAGAUGUGACCAUCCUGUCUUUUAUUCAGGCAUAGUGUAUCUAGGACUACAUUAUCUAAUGUGCCUGUACUUGUUGUUGUUGUUUAA
Octopus sinensis (East Asian common octopus) is the source of this 1594-nucleotide messenger RNA. RefSeq lists its product as uncharacterized. The coding region runs from base 219 to 1085 and encodes 288 amino acids. The transcript is spliced from 7 exons. Gene Ontology annotation, biological process: protein localization to centrosome; centriole replication. The record is from RefSeq and is a predicted model, not a curated record. Lineage: Eukaryota; Metazoa; Mollusca; Cephalopoda; Octopoda; Octopodidae. Gene Ontology annotation, cellular component: centriolar satellite.